This is a messenger RNA of Mytilus californianus (California mussel), 2213 nucleotides long. RefSeq lists its product as uncharacterized. The record is from RefSeq and is a predicted model, not a curated record. Lineage: Eukaryota; Metazoa; Mollusca; Bivalvia; Mytilida; Mytilidae. The transcript has 12 exons. Bases 225 to 1814 code for a protein of 529 amino acids.
AGCUAUCUGUUCCUCCUCCAACACCAACUGAUAAAGUAAAGGAAGAGGAAGUGGAUGCUGAGGGAGAGUCUGAGCCAGAAGAAGAAGUCCAGGAAGUAGUGGAGAUUGAGAGUGUUAAACACAGAGUCUUCAAACAAAGAAAACCUAUAAAAAUACCACCUCAUAAGAAAAAAGUUUCUAAACUGCCACCAUUACCAAAUGGAAAUAUUAUCACUACAUUGCAAAUGGAGGAAGAUUUACCAUAUGAAUUAGAUAUGCCUGAGGCAACCUCUAUGAGGGAAGAAAAAUUAUGGAAACUCGGGGAUCUGCAGGGGCGGAUGAGUCAGUUGAUGCAGGAAAUCCUAGAAUUCAUCAAGCAUGUAGCAGACAUGAUAUUUAUAGAUCAAAACGGUAUACCUCUAAAUGCCAGAUUUACAGCAAUGCAGCCAUUUGAUUUUGACAAGAAAUAUGUCAAGAGGACAAAAACAGAAGAUACAAAGGAUGUAGAAGGAAGACAGAAGAGAAGUCAGACUUUCUUCUUGGGGCAGAAAGCUAUUGGUUGUCUAAAGGAUGCAUAUGAACUACUGUCAGGAUCACUUACCUUACAACAUGAAGAUUAUGAACUGAUCUACAGAGCCUUCAAAAACUACCAGUAUCAGAGAUCCAUCAGACAAGCUGUGAUGGCAGGAAAACUACCUCUAUCUGCCCUACACAUGGCUAAAAAUGGACAAAUUCCUGAUCUAAAAGCUACUUACGCUGCACUUCAACAAAGUCUGAAGUCACAGAAACCACAUACAGGCUUAACUGAUGGAGGAUUGUGGAAAGCUGCAUCAUUAACAAGUGUGGCAUCAGACACAUCAGAGAAUCUACCUCAAUUAGAUGUUACCACAAAACUUAAAGAAGUAUCCAUUUACAAACAAGGGAUUAAUGAUAAAAAAAUAAACAUGAGUAUAUCAAACCCUAAGUCAGUGACAACAAUGUGUCUUUCAAAACCUAAAUCAGCGUUAUCAACAAAAAGUGCUAACGUACGUAAAACUAGUUGUUUAUAUAACAAUCAGCGAUAUUGGAAUAGACGCUGUCAAACUGCAGUGUGUAAGCCACAUAGGCAUGAUAGAAGGAUGGUGGAAGCUUGUUCUUAUCAUGUGGUUAGACAAAUGGAUCUUGAGGGUCACAAAGCAGCACUCAACAAUGCUGUACUGGUGCUAGGUAUCCAUAGGUCUAAAUCGGAAGUGGAUGUACAUAGUGUUCAGUCUGAUGUCUCGCAUACGUCUAGUCAUUAUAUGCCAAGGGAGAAUUCCCAAAUUUUACUGUCUGCCAAUACCAGUGAAAUACAAAGAGAACGUCGGACAGCUGGUCUUAAUCGUGAAGAAACAAGAAUACCAACAACAAAGUUACCAAAGAAAGGACUGAUUAAGUUAACCUCACUGGAUUAUGAAAUGCAAGAUCCAACGUAUUAUGACAAAUAUAAAGAUGACUUGGAUGAGGAUAGUUGGAUAAGAAAGAAGCCUCUGGGUCACAUUUCUGAACCACACAAACCAUUAGUUAAAAAGACUAUGUUAGAGCACAUGAAGGAAGGAAAGAGGAUGUUAGAAGAGCAGGAGAAACUGCAUCAUGAACAGGAGGAGAUAGAAAAACAACUGGGGGAAUAUACUAUUGCUGAUCUACACAAAAAUCUAGUGGAUGUCACAACAGAGCUUGUUAAAAAGAAAUCGGAGGAGAUUGUAAAAUCAGUAGCUAAACCAUUUAAUAAACAUGUGACACAGAGAAAACAACGACAACAACCAGUAGAAAGGAGCGUCACGUUGCCAAGUAUCAAAGAUUUUUCAUUUGGAUGAAAGGACACAGGAAGAGAAAUAAUUGUUUUUAUUGUUUUAUCGAUUGAAUCAAGUGCAAUUUACUCUUGCUCAGAACAAAUUUAUUUGUUGAGUAAUUGCCUUUUGAAGGACGACCCUAUUAAUGGUUAAUGAUAAAUCGUUUAAACUUCAUUAACAAUUUUGAAAUAAUAGUCUUCUUUGUAAUUUUUGUUUAGUUUUAUUUAUUGUAGGCUAGUAAGAAAAUCAUAUCAUUUUUGUUAUCAUUGUGCUCUUGAUUUUACAAGUGGAUUUAAAGAUUUCAGCCAAGUCUAAAUUUUAUUUAAAGAACAAACUUGGUACACUUGAAUUUUGUUAUUUAUUACCAUUAAUUUAUUGUUGUUUUAUCAAAUAUGUACAACAAUAAAAAUGCUGUUUGUUAGA